AUGUCGAGCCAAUUUCCAUCGCUCAAGCGCGCCCAGACGGAUUUUCCAGGGCAGUCAACUAGUCCUCUGCGACACGGAUCAACCGCGUCAACCAACUCGUCGGCCUACUCAGUCGCCUCCAGCUCCUUUGCUCCCAGCCGGACAAGCACAGUUUCCUCAAAUGCCUCCAUCCAGAGCAGCCUAGGCCACCAUCGAGGAAAGAGUGAGACGGGCCCAGCGACAAUGGAUUCCAGUGGAGGUGGAAGCUGGUCAAAUGCCGGGACGACAUAUGAGAACAUCCGACGGUCCCUACGACCUCUCCAACAGGCUCCCAACAUCAUACCCUCAGCAGCCAAGCCGCUCCCAUAUCGACACUCUCGUAGCAAUACUAUCGACGAGUCACGAAUCGGAAAGGAGCACCGGCCUAGUACUCCAGAGUCGCCUCGUGUGCAUUUCAAGGAGAACGAAUCACCUCGACACAGAGCAGCUGCAUUCGAGUCGCAAACGCCGCCAAGGGGUACAACGCCUCAACAUCUGUCUCCCACCCCUACGCCGGGGUCAUCGCGACCCUCGUCACCUCAGAAAACGCUAUCAAAUAGCCCUCACCCUCCACAGCUUACUACCGCCUUGUCGGCACCAGAACUCGAGACCUUCCAAAAGUCAUCGACGCGUCAUCUCAGAACCCUGUCCAAGAUUGCACAGUCCGGCGACAAUGAUGAUUUCCAGUUCGGUGCGGCAACACAAUCCGUGGUGGGAAUGCAAGGGCGACGACGAUUGAAGCGUGCGGAUUCUGUCGCGGGCGGACGAACCGGCGCGGUGUCCCCAGAGAAGCCCAAGGUGUCGUCCUGGGCUGCUGGAAACUGGAUGGAUCAACAGCGACAAUUCCUACAGGCCUACGAAUAUCUUUGUCACAUUGGAGAAGCCAAAGAAUGGAUUGAAAGUGUGAUUCAGAAAGAGAUUCCACCCAUUGUUGGUCUGGAGGAGGCUCUGCGAGAUGGUGUGACGCUCGCCGAGGUGGUGCAGGCCAUGUAUCCGGAUCGAGUCUUGCGUAUCUUCCGACAUGCCAAGCUACAAUAUCGCCAUUCCGAUAACAUCGCCUUGUUCUUCCGAUUCCUUGAUGACGUGGAGCUGCCCGAAUUGUUCCGUUUUGAGCUCAUUGACCUUUACGAGAAGAAGAAUAUCCCAAAGGUCAUCCAUUGCAUUCAUGCAUUGUCCUGGUUACUUUUUAAGAAUGGUAUGUUGGACUUCCGCAUGGGCAAUUUGGUUGGUCAGCUUGAAUUCGAGCACCACGAGCUUGAACAGACUCAAAAGGGCCUGGAUAAGGCGGGUGUCAGCAUGCCUAGCUUUGCAGGCAUGGCCGCGAAUUUCGGUGCGGAGCCUGAACCUGAACUGGAGCCCGUCGAGUCAGAGGAGGAGCGGAUUGACCGCGAGCUACACGAAAGUGAACAGUCGAUUGUAGACUUCCAGGCCCAGAUCAAGGGUGCCAUGCUGCGGUUGAAGCUCGGCACCAUGAUGAAUGACCUUUGGGAUUUCGAGCCUUUGUUGAUCGAUUUGCAAGCACGCCUACGUGGGGACUGGGCCCGACAAAUCAGUCAGUAUCGGCUGAGUAUGCGUCAAUUUGCCGUCCAGCUGCAAGCCAUUAGCCGUGGGUUCAUUGUGCGCCGACGACAAAAUGGUGAGAAGCAAUGGCGGGAGGCGCAGGAGACCGAUGUUCUUCAACUCCAAAGCCUGAUUCGUGCUUCGAAAGCGCGGGCAGAAACUCAACUCUUGCAGACACGCGCUCGCCGGGAGGAGAAUGGGAUCAAGCAAUUCCAAGCUGCCAUUCGAGGUGCUCUGCAACGCAAAAUUGUCUCCGACCAAUAUGAAGGAACGCGCUAUGCUGAAAACGAUGUUACGGCGCUUCAAGCGUUAAUCCGUGGUGCUUUGCAACGCAAAAUUGUCUCCGACCAAUAUGAAGAAACGCGUUAUGCUGAAAACGAUGUUACGACUCUUCAAGCGGUAAUCCGUGGUGCUUUGCAACGAAAACAAAGGAGCGUCCAGUCUCGGGAAGUUGAACAAGCUAGCAGCCCGGUCAGAUCACUGCAGGCAGUGAUUAGAGGAAAUCUCGCUCGUCAGCACAUGUCUCAAGUGAAGACGUCUCUUCAACACGAAACCGAUACCAUCACCUUCCUUCAAUCCACUAUCCGCUCCCUGGCAUCUAAGAAACGCCACGUGCAGCUGUUGGAGGCUCUGUCGAAGACUGAACACCAAUGUACCGCGCUACAGGCAAUGGUACGGGGUGCUGCUGUUCGACAGAGCAAUUCAAUUCUUCGCUCAGAGUUGGCCGAGCAUCAAUCUGCUGUCACUCUUCUUCAAGGUAUUCUUAGGGGCAGGGCGACCAGAAAAUUCCUGGAAGACCAGCAGGCUUCGUUGAGACAGGAAGAGAGUGUCAUCCUGGACUUGCAAGGGAAGAUCAGAGGUGUCCUGCAACGAAACCACCUAGCAGCAGAGCGAAGAGAACUUGAGAAGCACGAGCAGUUGGUUGUGAGCCUCCAGUCACUUGCACGUGCCGCAUUGCUUCGCAUUGAGGUUGGAGGACUUCUGGCACGACUUGAAGAUAGUGAAGAGGAGGUCGUUGAACUUCAAGCAUUGUCGAGGGCUAUGCUCUUACGGGUGCAAGUUGGCCAGGCAUUGGCUGAUCUGGAAGACGAGGAAGAAUUUAUCAUCGAUCUCCAGGCCCAUAUCAGGGGUAGCCUGAUCCGCAAUCGCUUUGAGGAGCGACGCCGACACUAUAAUGAAAACAUGGAGAAGGUCAUCAAGGCCCAAAGUGUCAUCAGAGGCCGCAUUCAAGGCCAGGCAUACAAGAGUUUGACAAGUGGCAAGAACCCACCUGUCGGUACCGUGAAGGGCUUCGUCCACCUUCUGAAUGACAGCGACUUUGAUUUCGAUGAGGAGAUCGAAUUUGAGCGGUUGCGGAAGGUGGUCGUCCAGCAGGUUCGCCAAAACGAACUUGCAGAACAGUACAUCAGCCAGCUCGACAUCAAGAUUGCCUUGCUUGUCAAGAACAAGAUCACCCUGGAUGAAGUUGUCAAGCACCAAAAACACUUUGGUGGCCACAUCGGCAAUCUUCUGUCCAACACCGACAUUUCUUCCAAAGAUCCCUACGACCUCAAGGCUUUGAACAAGACAUCGAGAAAGAAGUUAGACCAGUACCAAGUGUUCUUCUUCCUCCUACAGACUCAGUCCCAAUACCUCGCCAGACUGUUCCGUCGCCUUCGUGAGCUCAACACUUCGGACAAGGAGUAUGAGCGCAUCAGACAUUUGAUGAUGGGUCUCUUUGGUUACUCGCAAAAGAGGCGCGAAGAAUACUACCUUGUCAAGCUUCUUACUCGCUCCGUCAAGGAAGACAUUGAAACGUUCACCGCACUUCCCGAAUACUUGCGCUCUCACGCGUUCUGGAACAAGCUCUUUGGCUCAUAUGCCAAAUCACCUCGGGACCGGAAGUUCAUGCGUGAUGUUCUGGGCACAGUGGUGAAGGAGUCCGUCAUCGAUAACCCUGACCUUGACCUUGAGAGUGAUCCGAUUCAAAUUUACCGCUCUUCCAUCAACAAUGAGGAGCUUCGCACGGGUCAACGCAGCCGUCGGCGACCGGAUCUCCCACGAGAAGAAGCCAUCAGAGAUCCAGAGACUCGAGAGACGUUCAUUCAGCACUUGCAAGAUUUGCGUGACAUUGCUGAUCAAUUUUUUGCUGCUUUCGAAGAGUUCUUGUACCGCAUGCCAUUUGGUACCAGAUAUCUUGCGCAACAAAUGUAUGAGAAUCUCCUCGUGCGCUUCCCCAACGAGGAUCCUGGGUUUGUCCUACAAACUGUUGGCCAUUGGGUGUGGAAGAAUUAUUUCCAACCUGCACUACUCGAGCCAGAGAAGUACGGUGUUGUGGAUCGGGGCCUGACCCAGGAACAAAAGAGAAACCUCGGCGAGAUCGCCAAGGUCGUAGCUCAGGUGGCUUCUGGCAGACUCUUUGGAGCCGAAAACGUCUACCUUCAGCCUCUUAACUCUUAUAUUGGCGAGUCAAUACAGAGGCUCGGCCAGAUUUGGGGGUCAAUGAUCUCGGUGCAAGAUGCUGAAGCGUACUUUGACAUUGAUGAGUUCAACGAUCUCUACGCCAAGGCCAAGCCCACUCUUUACAUCAAGAUGUCCGACAUCUUCUCUAUUCACCAACUUGUAGCUUCUCAGAUCGAGUUCAUUUGUCCGCACCCGGAUGACUUCCUCAAACAGCUCGUACGGGAUCUUGGAAACGUGAAGAACAACGAGAACGAGUUGAUGGGUGUCAGUUCCACGGAAAUCAAUUUGACCCUGAACCCAAAACUUGCCCAAACCGAAGACCCUGAAGCCGAUAUCAAGACACUAUUCAUGGAGACCAAGCGAUGCAUCCUCUAUAUCAUUCGCGUCCAGAGUGGAGCAAACUUGAUGGAUAUCAUGCUUAAGCCCCCGAGUGACGAAGAUCAACAACGGUGGCACACUCUGGUACGGGAGGAGUUGAGCACAAACAACUCUCGUCGGGGUGCCUACUCGGAGGCCAGCACAUUAAUUGACAUCGGGUCUAUGGACUACGCAGAGCUCAAGGGUAUUGCUCUGGAGAAUAUUCUUCGCCUUGAGCAGGCCGGCAAGAUCAGUCGGCAUAAUCAUUACCAGGACCUCCUGAACGCCAUCGCAAGUGACAUCCGGACCAAGCAUCGUCGCCGAAUCCAGCGAGAGCGUGAGCUAGAGGGCGCACGAAUGACUUCGGCUCGCCUCAAUGAUCAAGCCCUCUACCUGGAUCAACAGCUCAAGACCUACAAUGACUACAUUGAGCAGGCCAUGAUCACGCUGCAGAACAAAAAGGGCAAGAAGCGAUUCCUCAUGCCGUUUACCAAGCAGUGGGAUCACCAGCGCGAGCUCCAAAAGUCGGGCAAGGUGUUUAAGUUUGGUUCAUACAAGUAUUCCGCUCGCACAUUGUCCGAUCGAGGUGUACUUGUCGCGUGGAAAGGGUAUAGCGAGCGACAAUACGAUCGAGUGGAUCUUACCAUCUCCAGUAACGAAGUUGGAGUUUUCACCAUUGACGGGAGCAGCGGCAACAUGAUGAUCCCUGGAGCCAAUGCUCAAGUACCACUUGACGACCUGCUGCAAGCUCAGUUCAACAACACACAAUUUAUGGACUUCUUCGACGGGCAGAUGCGAGUUAACGUCAACCUCUUCCUGCACUUGAUCAUGAAGAAAUUCUACAACGAGUAA
Molecule: messenger RNA, 5229 nt
Organism: Penicillium cataractarum
Lineage: Eukaryota; Fungi; Ascomycota; Eurotiomycetes; Eurotiales; Aspergillaceae
Product: putative Ras GTPase activating protein
Exons: 3
Coding region: 1-5229 (1742 amino acids)
Biological process (GO): regulation of actin cytoskeleton organization; regulation of GTPase activity
Cellular component (GO): cell cortex
Molecular function (GO): protein binding; GTPase activator activity
Source: RefSeq, a predicted model, not a curated record